GACGGACCCAGCCGACAGCUAGAGAUGAAAAAAGCUAGGCGUCUUUUUAUGCUGCCUCGAUGACCUCUCGGAAGAAGUAUUUUUUACGACGGCGAAGCUGCAAAAUGAGCUGCGCCGCCGAGCCACUCUCAAAGCAAAAAGAAGUCACCUGCUCGCCGGUGGGAGACGGAUGUGGAGAAAUUUGACGCUCGACAGGUGAUGGUGGCGAGGCCCGCAGCUGACCCCGGGCCUGGUGGUGCCCCGUUAAAAGCUGCCAAAACUACAGCAGGAUCAGGUGGACCAGCCAGGCGCACACCGGAGACCUGUAUUAAAGCUGGGGUGCCCUCCCGUGCGUCUGGCCCCACCUCAUCAUCAGCUAAUAAAGGUGACAAACACAAUUUAAAAUAUCAGACAACCUACCCUGAGAAGGCCCAACUUUCUGAUCCGAAGGCCAAAAAGUCCACCGGCACAGUACCGAAGGUGAGAGGGUUACAGACGAAGCCAGCAAGGAGCCGACCGAGCCAGGGAAAAACGCAGGAGCGCACCAAGAGGCCUGACAGCGCCCUUAAGUCUGUCAAUGCUACAGCCGCCUCACCAAAGGGUGGAGCAGCAGGACGAGGCGCGGACGCCUGCGAGUUGGCUGGGGCAAUUAAUCCGUCCUCGUCCAGCUCCACCCCGGCGCUAUCAACAACAGGUGAGGCUGUUAUUCUGAAACCUCCUAAGGCCUUGGCCAAAGGAGAACUUGCUGCUGGCCCUGAGGAGAAAUUCGUUUCCAGUCUCCUGGAACCUGUACCUGUGGCUGUGGCGAAGGACGUUCCCAGGGCUCAAAAUCUGACUGAAUUCUUUGCUGACCUGACUCGAGGGGCUAAUCUUGAGAAUCUUCAGGAAGGCUCUGCCGGUGGGGGUAGCCUGCCCCCGCUGCCCCCACCUGGUUUACUCCAAAAACCCCCCCGGCAACCUUCCACUCUUGUGGUAAGUGGUGCCGACGUUUCACUGGUACCUGAAGUCUCAAAAAACCCUUUGCCCGAGUCUGUUAAGCUGCCACCCUCCGAGGCUCCUGACGAGGCUUUGCCGCACAUCACGGCCGACCUGGCAGGAGAAAGGCGGAGUGUCGUCGCGCUGGCCGAGCAGUUCCCGGUCGGGCGGGCCGAGGAGCUCUUGGUUGGGCUACGUGGGACCGUUUCCGAGACCAACAGGUGGCCACUGCCGAGAAAGGAGGCUUCUAGCCACCUGAGUACGCAGCCCACCCCAUCUCCCAAGAUUGCAGCACCAUCGCCAUCCAAAUCCUCGUCGAUAAAUUAUAGGCGAAAUUCAAAAAACACAAACCGCAAGUCCAUACACAAAGUCGCUUAAAAAACUUAAAUAUAUUAAAUUUAAAU
Molecule: messenger RNA, 1358 nt
Organism: Neocloeon triangulifer
Lineage: Eukaryota; Metazoa; Arthropoda; Insecta; Ephemeroptera; Baetidae
Product: nascent polypeptide-associated complex subunit alpha, muscle-specific form-like
Exons: 2
Coding region: 199-1332 (377 amino acids)
Source: RefSeq, a predicted model, not a curated record